Cotesia congregata is the source of this 1488-nucleotide messenger RNA. NCBI's taxonomy places the organism in Eukaryota, Metazoa, Arthropoda, Insecta, Hymenoptera, Braconidae. The record is from the annotation of a GenBank genome assembly.
AUGGUUCCUUACUUUUCGUACCGCGGUAUCGAGUCGACAAUAGCGCCAGAAAACCGCGAAAGUAAUAUGAGUGGUGUAAGCUUUUUGACCGCGGUGAAAACUUUCACCCCCGGUGGGAGACGUCGUCGUCGGUGUGAAAAACAACAAAAAUUAUUGGAAUUACCCCCAAUGGGCCAUUGCAGUCUUCACCCUGAUGUUAGCCGAAAAAGGAAAAGACUGAACAGAAUGCAAAUGGCGCGAUAUCACCCAGCGGUGAGUCGGCGAACCAAGGCGCGAACCAAGGAAACCAAGGUUUGGGGUCUGGACAAUUGGGGGAUCAGAAGCCAAAUAGGCCAAGUACCCUCGAGGCCUCCCGAAUGCUUACAAGGAGUGGAAAAAGGUGUACUCCAGCCAACAGCAGAAGAACAACAAGCAAUCGAUAGGUACAUGUCACCCCUGCCACCUCAAAACACCCUGAUGUUAUCGGAACUGCCGGAACCUCCGAUUCCGUUGAGCGAAAUCGGACCAAUUCCACCACCCCCAAUGUUCAGUUCUCCGAGUCCUACUCCUCUGGCUCGUCAGCGUCAGCAGAAUCUUCCUCUUUCUGACUGUGAGGACGAUGAUGAUGAAGACAUAGACGUGGAAGAUGACGAUGACAGCCUGCGAGUCUUUCGUUACGCGCAACCAGAUCCUGCAAUAGACACCUCAAGGGUGGAGGAGAUUCCUGCAAAGGAGCCCAAAUUUCAUGCGAUGCCUCUGAAGAGCGCGUUGAAGAAGAAAGGCCCGAACAGCGGUCCUGGGACACCUCAGAGCACUCCAACCCAAGAGAACAGACCACUAACCCUUCGUCAGGAGCUCCAUGCAUCCUUCAACAGUCGACCAGUUAGGUUUGGCCUCGCUUUGCCCUGCACUCUGGAGAACAAAGAAAAUGCGCGUCCGUAUGUCAUCAGAGAGGAUUCUGAUGGGUCCGAUGAUGGACAGGUUCUUUAUCGGGAUGACUAUGAUGACGAUGAUGAAAAUCGGCUGGCGGCUAAAAUAGCGAGGAAAGAAUCGCUUUCAUUGAAGCUUGCGUUAAGACCGGACCGACAAGAGCUUAUCAAUCGUAAUAUUCUUCAAAUACAGUCUGAUAAUGAGAGACAAGAGUCUAAAGAAGCGAUUGGAGCACGACUUAUCAGGCGGCUUAGUAUGCGGCCGACCCAAGAAGAACUCGAGGAACGGAAUAUUUUAAAAAAACAAAGCCCUGCGGAGGAGAAAAAACAAAAGGAAGAAAAGAAGAGAUAUUUAUUAAGAAAAUUAAGUUUUCGACCCACUGUUGAAGAACUCAAAGAAAAGAAGAUUAUUAGGUUCAAUGAUUACAUUGAGGUGACCCAAGCUCACGACUAUGACAGGCGGGCCGACAAACCGUGGACACGGUUGACACCAAAAGACAAAGCAGCCAUUAGGAAAGAGCUUAACGAAUUUAAAACUUCUGAGAUGGCUGUUCAUGAAGAUAGUCGACAUCUCACACGG